This is a messenger RNA of Dreissena polymorpha, 2045 nucleotides long. Its product is annotated as multimerin-1-like. The coding region runs from base 136 to 1365 and encodes 409 amino acids. NCBI's taxonomy places the organism in Eukaryota, Metazoa, Mollusca, Bivalvia, Myida, Dreissenidae. The record is from RefSeq and is a predicted model, not a curated record. The transcript is spliced from 3 exons. Gene Ontology annotation, molecular function: protein binding.
AAUGACUAUCUUUCAUCGACCCAGUGUGCGACGAUUUGUAAAUAGCGAGCCGUGUCUAUCUAUUUAUUCUUUCUAUUGAUCUUACCGGGUAUCUUAAAUAGUAAACCAACACACGGUGACAUUCGUGCUACAAAUAUGUGGAAUUUAGUUUUAUGUGGAUUAUCGGGAAUAUUGUUAGGGGUCUUUUUUUCUUUCCAGCGUUCGAGUCCUAUAUGUUCAAAAUUUGACUACGAUGAUAAACUACUGGAAAGGGUUAUUCGAAAUGACAUUUUACUGAAAGAUGCAUUGGAAAAAAUAACUGAAACCAAAGCAAAAGUUGAAGAAACAUUGGCGAGAAUAGCUGAAGACCAUGCCCAAGCCAAAGUUAAGAUUAAUGAUGCCAUAAACACACUGUACGUAAAGAGUAAGGAUCUUGAUGACAAGGUAGAGUCAUUCAUCAACUCUGAGACCAGGAACGUGUAUGUAACAGUUCAAGAAAUGAAAGCGAACCUCAAGUCUCUCGUAUCACAAACUGAUAAUGAACUGAAGGCGAAAACACGGCAGAUUGAUGAAAAGGUUGAGGAUUUUAUUGACUCUGCUUCCCAGGCGGUACAUCGAAAUGUUACUGACCUGUCAUCUGCGGUACGGUUACUCGUGGAAAGGACCGCUAGUGAAUUGGAUUUUAUCACAGAAAAAAAGAGGAAGGAUCUUGAUGACAUGGUAGAGUCGUUCGUCAAAUCUGUGACCCGGAACGUGUCUGUAACAGUUGAAGAAAUGAAAGCAAACCUAACGUCUCUCGUAUCUGAAACUGAUAAUGAACUGAAGGCGAAAACACGGCACAUUGAUGAAAAGGUUGAGGGUUUUAUUGACUCUGCUUCCCAGGCGGUACAUCGAAAUGUUACUGACCUGUCAUCUGCAGUACACUUACUCGUGCAAAGGACCGCCAGUGAAUUGGAUAUUAUCAAAGCACAAAGGGUUGUUCCGCUGGUUAACUUUCAAGCUGUACUUCAUGAGGGUAAUCCGCAACCAUCCAACAAUAAUGUCGUGUUUAAGAAUGUCAUGGCCAACGAUGGUCGAGGCUAUGACCCUAAAACGGGAAAGUUCACGGCUCCUGUAGCUGGAGUGUACAUAUUCACCGUACAAUAUUGCCCUUACGAUUACAGUGAGGCAGGUUUUGAAAUUGUUCAGGAAGAGGAAUCGUUACAGAGAUCAUCUCACGUGAGUUGGGGUCGUUCAACAGUUUGUGUCAACAUGCAGGUCGUAGCUAAGGUUGAACAGGGAGCUAAGGUCUGGGUGCGGGCAACAGCUCGUAAUAGCACUAUAUUACAGGAAAAAUUUCGUUGGAACACCUUUGCUGGGCUGUUGAUCCAUGCAAUCGAAAAUUGAAAAGCAUUUAUCAGUGUUUUCAGUGUUUUCCAUUGUAUUAAUGCUAUUAUCAUUGCAUUGCAUUGUCCUAUGAUAUGCAAACCUUCAUAAAGACUAAUGGAAAAUUAAGAUAACCAGACCUCAAUACAGCUCUUAGGUCAAAGAUAAGAUCUUGAAGUUGUAACGUUGGUGGAGCACAUAUUCGUAAAUGGGAGGCAACAAGAAGCGUAUCGACUUUCCAUGCCGGACAGUGCAAGGCUUAACUGGUCGUCUUUAAACUUGCUUGACCGUUUCUCAAUCACCUUACAUAAUACAGAAUACAUUGUACGGGAAAAUACAAAGACUGUAUGGGACCUUGCUGAGAAGUUAUGUAGGAUUAUCAACGGAAUGUGAAAAUUUCAGUCAUGUUAUUUGACUUUAUUAAUUUACUGAAUUGUUGAAAACAUAAUAAACAAUGUAUUUAUAAUGUUUUAAACGUCUCUAAGAGUAGUUAAACUCUGUGUUUAUAAAGGUAGAUAAUUGGUCGAUAAUAAUGAUUGAAAAUACUUGUAAUAAAUCAUUUGGUUCAAAAGUUAAAUCAGCUUUAUGCACAAAUUUGCAUACUCUAAGAAAUAACCCAAGCAAUAAAUGGGUGGUCUUAAAUGUUUAACCUUCCAGCGGAGUUUUUAUAUUGAAAAUGUGAAACAAAAAAUUUAUGCAAC